Molecule: messenger RNA, 738 nt
Organism: Chrysochloris asiatica (Cape golden mole)
Lineage: Eukaryota; Metazoa; Chordata; Mammalia; Afrosoricida; Chrysochloridae
Gene: NKX3-1
Product: NK3 homeobox 1
Exons: 2
Coding region: 1-738 (245 amino acids)
Biological process (GO): regulation of transcription by RNA polymerase II; cell differentiation
Cellular component (GO): nucleus
Molecular function (GO): RNA polymerase II cis-regulatory region sequence-specific DNA binding; DNA-binding transcription factor activity, RNA polymerase II-specific
Source: RefSeq, a predicted model, not a curated record
AUGCUCAGAUCUCCUGAGCCACAACUUGGGGGUGCAGGGACCACUGACCGCCUUCCUCAGACCAUGCUGCUGCCCCAGUCCAAGCCACUCACCUCCUUCCUCAUCCAGGACAUCCUGCGAGACUGCGCGGAGCAGCGUGGUCACACAUGCAUUUCGGAGUCGCAGCCCUCCAGUGAGCCGGACCAGUGCCAGUACCCAAAGCCAGAGCUGGAGCCAGAGCCCAAAGGAGCCCGAGGCCGUGCAGUGGGCCCCGAGGACGAGCUAAGCCUCCAGCCCGGCACCACUCCAGCGGAGGCUGGGAACCUAGAAGAGACCAAACCAGAUAGACAAUCUGAGACUUAUCUAUCAGGCUGUGAAGACACUUCAGGCACCUUACCAAGCCUCCUGACACAGACACCCAAGCAGCCACAGAAGCGUUCCCGGGCAGCUUUCUCCCACUCACAGGUUAUCGAGUUAGAGAGGAAAUUCAGCCAUCAGAAGUACCUGUCAGCCCCUGAAAGGGCUCACCUUGCCAAGAACAUCAAGCUCACUGAGACCCAAGUGAAAAUAUGGUUCCAGAACAGACGUUAUAAGACCAAGCGGAAGCAGAUCACCUCAGACUUGGAGAAGCACUCUUCCCUGCCAGUCCUGAAAGAGCAGGGCUUCUCCCCCGCCGCCUCCCUGAUCUCCAUGUAUAACAGCUACCCUUACUACCCCUACCUUUACUGCCUGGGGAACUGGAGCCCAGCUUUCUGGUAA